Cololabis saira (Pacific saury) is the source of this 4287-nucleotide messenger RNA. It is a transcript of the gene bcas3, whose product is annotated as BCAS3 microtubule associated cell migration factor. Gene Ontology annotation, cellular component: cytoplasm. Bases 201 to 2999 code for a protein of 932 amino acids. NCBI's taxonomy places the organism in Eukaryota, Metazoa, Chordata, Actinopteri, Beloniformes, Belonidae. The transcript has 25 exons. The record is from RefSeq and is a predicted model, not a curated record. Gene Ontology annotation, biological process: response to starvation; autophagy. Gene Ontology annotation, molecular function: protein binding.
UUUGUGUUGUGGCUGUUUGGUUCAGUGUCAGUAGAGAGAGCUCUCCGGACCAGAGCACGAGUCUGGGACUAAACACACUGGCACUGUUAAGUGCGUCCGUUCAUAAAGUCCACAUAUCAAAGUGUGCUCGGGAAAAACACUGAAACCCACUUUGCCCCAGAUACAUUCAGCGGUUUGAUAAAAACAAAAAGUUGAGAAGAAUGGCAUCAGACUCUCCACGCAGACCGAGUCGCUGUGCUGGAGGAGUUUUGGUGCGACCACAAGCUGCAACGGAACAGUCGUACAUGGAAAGUGUCGUGACUUUCCUGCAGGAUGUGGUUCCUCAAGCUUAUACUGGGGCUCUACCCACAGAUGAAAAGGAGAAGAUCAUCUGGGUUCGCUUUGAGAAAGCUGACAUCAGUGACACUGCUCGCAACCCCGAGUUAAUGGAGAUGCACAGCGGCACUUCCGAUCCCCCUCUUUGCCUCAUGAUCGGCUACACGGAUGGGAUACAGAUCUGGAGCAUAUCUUUGGCAGGGGAAGCCCAGGAGCUGUUCUCGGUGCGCCAUGGUCCUGUGAGAGCUGCUCGCAUUCUGCCAGCCCCUUAUAUCAGUCCUCAAAAGACGGAUGGUUUUGCUGAUAAAAGGCCCUUGCUGGGGGUCUGCAAGAGCACAGGCUCCUCUGGGACCAGCCCUCCCUACUGUUGUGCUGACCUGUAUUCUUUACGGACAGGGGAGAUGGUUAAAUCCAUUCAGUUCAAGACCCCCAUCUAUGAUCUCCACUGCAACAAACAUACUCUCGUGGUGAGCCUGCAAGAGAAAAUUGCUGCAUUUGACAGCUGCACCUUCACCAAGAAGUUCUUUGUUACAAGCUGCUAUCCCAGUCCCGGGCCCUGCCUCAAUCCCAUCGCUCUGGGAAGCCGCUGGCUGGCCUACGCCGAGAACAAGUUGAUCAGAUGUCAUCAGUCUCGCGGCGGGGCUUGUGGUGACAACGCACAGUCUUACACGGCUACAGUGAUCAACGCUGCUAAAACUUUGAAGACGGGUCUAACCAUGGUGGGUAAAGUGGUGACCCAGCUUGCAGGCACCAUCCCAGCAGCCACCCCGGAGGAGGAGGGCCCGGCCCACAGCGCCAGCCGGCGCAGCCCCCACAACCCCGGCGUGGUCACCAUCAUCGACACCAACACCGUCGGGGAAGGACAGGUCCUGGUGAGUGAGGACUCAGAUGGAGAGGGAGUGGUGGCUCACUUCCCAGCACAUGACAAACCCAUAUCCUGCAUGCAAUUCAACCCCAGCGGGAUGCUGCUGGUGACCGCCGACACACUCGGACACGACUUCCACGUCUUCCACAUACUCACCCAUCCCUGGGCUUCGGCGCAGAGCGCUGUCCACCAUCUCUACACGCUGCACCGUGGAGAGACCGAGGCCAAGGUCCAGGACAUGUGUUUCAGCCAGGACAGUCGCUGGGUGGCCAUCAGCACCCUCCGUGGCACCACCCACGUGUUCCCCAUCAACCCCUAUGGCGGCGUGCCUUGCGCCCGCACUCACAUGUCGCCGCGGGUGGUCAAUCGGAUGUCUCGCUUUCAAAAAAGUGCGGGACUGGAGGAGAUUGAGCCGGAGCUGAGCAGGGCGGCCGCGUUAGGAGGAGCGGGAGGCAUCGGAGGAAGCAGUUGCAUUCUGGGUGGAGGAGGAGGCAUCGGAGGCCGCUGUAGUCCCAUCCCCGGCCUGUCCAGCAGCCCGUCAGGGUCUCCGCUGCACGCCAAACUGAGCAACCAGGACUCGUACAACAACCUAACCAACAACAACAUGGGGAACCCGCGGCUGAGCCAGCUGCCCAGCCUCACCGUGGUGCUGCCCCUGGCCCAGAUCAAGCAGCCCAUGACGCUCGGAACCAUCACCAAACGGACCGGCAAAGCUAAGCCCCCCCCUCAGAUCUCCCCGAGCAAGUCCAGCGGUGGGGAGUUCUGCGUGGCCGCGACCUUCGCCUCGUCCCGCUCCUGGUUCCUCACCAACCCCAACAUGAAAAGAGAGAAAGAUCAGACGCGUCAAUCGGUUGUCGACUCACUGUACAUAAUCAGUUGCUAUGGUAACCUAGUGGAACAUGUCCUGGAGCCUCGGCCGAUAAGCACCGCUCAAAAAAUAAGCGACGACACACCGUUGGAGCUCAACACGUCUCCCAGGGCCUGCUGGACUCUGGCCAGGACUCCCCAGUGGAACGAGCUGCAGCCUCCCUUCAACUCCAACCACCCCCUGGUUCUGGCCUCGGACCUGGUCCAGUACUACCAGUGUCUCCUCGCCGGAAUGUCCCCGGGAAGCCCAGGCCCCAUCACACGGCACGAGUCGUCGGACAGCCUGGCGUCGGACCACAGCGGCCAGGACGACGAGGAGUGGCUCUCUCAGGUGGAGAUCGUGACCCACACGGGUCCCCACCGCCGCCUGUGGAUGGGCCCCCAGUUCCAGUUCAAGACCAUCCACCCGUCGGGCCAGACCACGGUCAUCUCGUCCUCGUCCUCGGUGCUGCAGUCCCAGGGCCCGGCUGACGUGCAGCAGCCGCUGCUGGACUUCGACACGGACGACCUGGACCUGCACAGCCUCCGGAUCCAGCCCGUCCGGUCCGAGCCCGUCAGCAUGCCCAGCUCGUCCCGCCUGGUCUCCGAUCGCAGAGGACAGUCCAACAUCAUGGACGCUGGAUCAGGGCCGUUUGAUGCGCGCGGCGUGACCCUGCUGGAGGUGUGUGGGAGCUGGCCAGAAAGCUUCGGCGUGCCGCGACACAACGUGGGCUCGGCCGACGCCAGCGACGAGGGCCUGCGGGAGAGACUGGCCGACGCCAUGUCCGAGUCGCCCUCGCGGGACAUCGUGGGCUCUGCUACCGAGCUGCAGCGGGAGGGAAGCAUCGAGACCCUCAGCAACAGCUCCGGCUCCACCAGCGGCAGCAUCCCACGCAACUUUGAAGGAUACCGCUCCCCGCUGCCCACCAACGAGAGCCAGCCGCUCAGCCUCUUCCCCACCACCUUCCCGUAGAGCCGUCGGCCGCUCAGCCUCUUCCCCACCACCUUCCCGUAGAGCCCCGCGCCGCUGCAGCCGUCGGCCGCCCCGCUCCCUCCUCCGGGCCGAGCACAAGCACACACAUCUAACAGGAAAUGCACAUCAUAUGUGUAAUUGUGUUGUUUUUUUUCCUCUUCUCAAGUCCGGCUCUCCGUCCAGUCAGUGCUGGGGUUUUAUUUCUGGGACUGGAUUGUGAAGACUGACAUUAUUUCUCAUUUUCUCAUUUAUUUCUCAUUUCUCAUUGGUUUUAGUUGGUCUAAUUUAAGGACAAAAUCCUCUCACAAUUAAAAGGUAUUUUCAUGUACACCCUUUAUUUUUAUGAAUGUCAGGGGGAGACACCAGAGGCCAAAUGCAUAAAAGUGUUUAACAACAGAAACCCUUUUAAAUGUACAAAGCUGCACCUACAUGUGGUUUUCUUUUACAAAUCUGAAUCCUAUCACACAAACCCUUUUUAACCAUGAGUGGAUGUGAACGCUGCCGUGUGCCGUGUUCACUGUAUAUAAAAGGAUUAGCGUGCACCUAUACCAAAUAAACAUGAUAAUGAGAGCAACACAGAGGAAGGGGGGAGCCAUUUUUACUAAACAUGACAUGGAGACGCUCAUUACAUUAAGAAUAAGGGGGAAAAAAUUAUUCACCGUCUGAAUUCUCCAGUCAGACACUGAAAACAAAUGCCUAAAUGGAAUAAAGCAAACAAGUGUGUAAUCUGGGAGCAGAGCAGCCUGCAGAGAUACAAAAGGAACACUUGUGCUGCGGCCGGGAGGCCAGGAGGAUCCUGAGGAGCCGGCUCAGACGGAAGGACAGCGUCAGGCUCCCUCCUUAUCUCCCACAUCAGCAGCAGUCUGAUCAGCGAGACGUCCAGCUUCCCAGAGACGAGCGAGGAGACGCGGCUGCACCUCGGGUCCACCGGGCUAUAAACAAACUCUGGAAAUAUAUAACGCAGCAGCAGCCAGAAAAACCAGAGGGGGAUCUAAAUAUUCACCCUCUCCUCAAAGUGUUCGCCAGCUCUUCCAACACUGCAGUUAUUUUUAGCACACAGUUCAUACCAGUAAAUUAUAAAAAUCUAAAUUAACCUAAAUCACUAUUAUUGUAUUCUACUUAACUGUUUUGUUUCAUUUUUAAAGUCGAAUGCUUUUUUUUUUCCUGUUUAUGCUUCAGAAUGUUGUGAAGAUCAUGUGAGUGUGUUCACGUCCUCUCUGCACACCAGUGUGUUUAGGGAGAGAUGUCCAGACCUGUCUCGCCUGUGUCCAUCGUAUAUAUAUAUAUA